AGCAGCAGCUGCCAACAUAGAUGAAGUGCAGAAGUCAGAUGUGUCAUCCACGGGGCAGGGUGUCAUCGACAAGGAUGCACUGGGGCCUAUGAUGCUUGAGGCCCUCGAUGGGUUCUUCUUCGUUGUGAACCUGGAAGGCAAUGUGGUGUUUGUGUCAGAGAAUGUGACACAGUAUCUACGGUACAACCAGGAAGAACUGAUGAACAAGAGUGUCUACAGCAUCCUGCAUGUUGGGGACCACACUGAAUUUGUCAAGAACCUGCUGCCAAAGUCCAUGGUGAAUGGGGCAUCUUGGUCUGGAGAAGCUCCCAGGCGGAACAGCCAUACCUUCAACUGUCGGAUGCUGGUGAAGCCUUUGCCAGAUUCAGAAGAGGAAGGCCAUGAUAACCAGGAAACACAUCAGAAAUAUGAGACGAUGCAGUGCUUCGCUGUGUCUCAGCCAAAGUCUAUCAAAGAGGAAGGCGAAGAUUUGCAGUCCUGCUUGAUUUGUGUGGCACGAAGAGUCCCCAUGAAGGAAAGACCAGCCCUUCCCUCAUCAGAAAGCUUUACCACCCGCCAGGACCUCCAAGGCAAGAUCACUUCUCUGGACACCAGCACCAUGAGAGCCGCCAUGAAACCGGGCUGGGAGGAUUUGGUGAGAAGAUGUAUUCAGAAAUUCCAUACACAGCAUGAAGGGGAGUCUCUGUCAUACGCCAAGAGGCAUCAUCAUGAAGUUCUGAGACAAGGGCUGGCGUUCAGUCAAAUCUACCGGUUUUCUUUGUCUGAUGGCACUCUCGUCGCUGCACAGACGAAGAGCAAGCUCAUCCGAUCCCAGACCACUAAUGAGCCUCAGCUUGUGGUCUCCUUACACAUGCUGCACAGAGAGCAGAAUGUAUGUGUAAUGAAUCCGGAUCUGACUGGACAAGCGAUGGGGAAGCCAUUGAAUCCAAUUAGCUCUAGCAGUCCUGCCCAUCAGGCCAUGUGCAGUGGGAACCCAGGUCAGGACAUGACCCUCGGUAGCAAUAUAAAUUUUCCCAUGAACGGCCCAAAGGAACAAAUGGGCAUGCCUAUGGGCAGGUUUGGUGGUUCUGGGGGCAUGAACCAUGUAUCAGGCAUGCAAGCAACCACUCCUCAGGGUAGUAACUAUGCACUCAAAAUGAACAGUCCCUCACAAAGCAGCCCCGGCAUGAACCCAGGGCCGCCCAGCUCUGUGCUCUCCCCAAGGCACCGCAUGAGCCCCGGCGUGGCUGGCAGUCCUCGCGUCCCACCCAGUCAGUUCUCCCCUGCAGGAAGCUUGCAUUCCCCUGUGGGAGUUUGCAGCAGCACAGGAAAUAGCCAUAGUUAUACCAACAGUUCCCUCAAUGCACUGCAAGCCCUCAGCGAGGGCCACGGGGUCUCACUAGGGUCAUCGUUGGCUUCACCGGACCUAAAAAUGGGCAAUUUGCAAAACUCCCCAGUUAAUAUGAAUCCUCCCCCACUCAGCAAGAUGGGAAGCUUGGACUCCAAAGACUGUUUUGGACUUUAUGGGGAGCCAUCAGAAGGUACAACUGGACAAGCAGAGGCCAGCUGCCAUCCUGAAGAACAAAAGGGGCCCAACGAUUCGAGCAUGCCCCAGACGGCCAGCGGGGACAGGGCUGAGGGACACAGCCGGCUGCAUGACAGCAAAGGGCAGACCAAACUCCUACAGCUGCUGACCACCAAGUCUGACCAGAUGGAGCCUUCCCCCUUGCCCAGCUCUUUGUCGGACACAAACAAGGACUCUACAGGUAGCUUGCCUGGACCUGGAUCUACGCAUGGCACCUCGCUCAAGGAGAAGCAUAAGAUUUUGCACAGACUCUUACAGGACAGCAGUUCCCCUGUAGACUUGGCCAAGCUGACAGCAGAAGCCACAGGGAAAGAGCUGAACCAGGAGUCCAGCAGCACAGCUCCUGGGUCAGAAGUGACUGUCAAACAGGAGCCAGCGAGCCCGAAGAAGAAAGAGAAUGCACUACUGCGCUAUUUGCUCGACAAAGAUGAUACUAAAGAUAUUGGUUUACCGGAAAUAACCCCCAAACUCGAGCGACUGGACAGUAAGACAGAUCCUGCCAGUAACACAAAGCUAAUCGCUAUGAAAACUGUGAAGGAGGAGGUGAGCUUUGAGCCCAGUGACCAGCCUGGCAGCGAGCUGGACAACUUGGAAGAGAUUUUGGAUGAUUUGCAGAACAGUCAGUUACCACAGCUUUUCCCAGAUACAAGGCCAGGAGCUCCUACUGGGUCAGUUGACAAGCAAGCCAUCAUCAAUGACCUCAUGCAGCUCACGGCUGACAGCAGUCCUGUCGCACCUGUCGGAGCCCAGAAAGCAGCCCUGCGACUAUCACAGAGCAGUGAGUAUACUGUUCCCGGGUUUGCGAAUGUCACAGAGCA
Arvicanthis niloticus (Nile rat) is the source of this 2382-nucleotide messenger RNA. RefSeq names its product nuclear receptor coactivator 2-like. Lineage: Eukaryota; Metazoa; Chordata; Mammalia; Rodentia; Muridae. Gene Ontology annotation, cellular component: nucleus. Gene Ontology annotation, biological process: positive regulation of transcription by RNA polymerase II; cellular response to hormone stimulus. The record is from RefSeq and is a predicted model, not a curated record. Gene Ontology annotation, molecular function: nuclear receptor binding.